AUGCUCAAGAGUCCAGUUUUGAUUAGAAAUGCCAAGUCUUUGCUACUCCCACACAAAAUUAUAGCUGUGAGAUGUGUCAAUUCUCAAGCUUACGAUGAAUCCCUCAAGAUUCUGAAAACCGAUCUCAAAAAAGCCAUGUUGGCGAAAGAUGAUUUUAAAAAGACCACAAUUCGCGGUCUUCUCUCUGGGAUCAAGAACAAGGAAAUUGACAGUAAGGGAAAAGCGCUCGAUGAGUUUACCCUCCACGAAUUGUACACCAAACUCAUUGCCCAGAGAACAGAAUCCAUAAAGCAGUUCGAGCAAAACAACAGACCAGAAUUGAUCGAGCGGGAGAAAAGAGAGUCUGAGGUCAUUCAAGGAUACCUGGGCCAGCUGCCUGUUGCGUCAAGAGCUGAGGUCGACCUUCACGUCCUGAAACUACUACAGGAACUAUUCCAGAAGGAGCCAGCACUACAGUUGAAAGAUGUUUUUGGCAAAGUCGAUUGGAAAACUGUACCAAGCCAAUGGAAAGCUACCGCAUCAGUCAUCCGUGCGAGCAUUGCCUCUCAAUACAAAAAUGUUUUUUGA
Messenger RNA from Lachancea lanzarotensis, 567 nucleotides. It is a transcript of the gene AIM41, whose product is annotated as LALA0S10e01772g1_1. Bases 1 to 567 code for a protein of 188 amino acids. Gene Ontology annotation, cellular component: mitochondrion. The transcript has a single exon. The record is from RefSeq and is a predicted model, not a curated record. NCBI's taxonomy places the organism in Eukaryota, Fungi, Ascomycota, Saccharomycetes, Saccharomycetales, Saccharomycetaceae. Gene Ontology annotation, molecular function: carbon-nitrogen ligase activity, with glutamine as amido-N-donor.